Paramisgurnus dabryanus is the source of this 1881-nucleotide messenger RNA. RefSeq names its product glutamate-cysteine ligase, modifier subunit (gene gclm). Lineage: Eukaryota; Metazoa; Chordata; Actinopteri; Cypriniformes; Cobitidae. The record is from RefSeq and is a predicted model, not a curated record. Gene Ontology annotation, cellular component: glutamate-cysteine ligase complex. Gene Ontology annotation, biological process: glutathione biosynthetic process. Gene Ontology annotation, molecular function: enzyme regulator activity; glutamate-cysteine ligase catalytic subunit binding.
CUAGUGGGCGUGCGUCAUUUUGCUCUCGCCUCCUCUAUCCUCUGUACUUGAAUGAACUACAAGUGCAAAGUCAUACUACACUAUAUAGUAUAUAGAGGGAGAGGAAGAGAAGUAUUGUGCCGGAGAUCAUUUUAUGAUUGAUAGUUAAGUACAGGCAUCGCUUCAGUUACGAUAUUUCCAGAGCGAUGGAGCCUCACGUCAACGCGAAUCGGCUUUUUAAUCACGCGACAACCAUGAAGCUUCACACGGGAAAUUUAGUGAACCGCAGUCGACUUAAGAAGAAAUGUCCAUCUUCGCCUAGUGAGGAGCUUCAAGACUGCAUCCAAGGCACACUGAGCGAGUGGUUUGCCUCAAUGCCAUCAACACUUGAUUCGCAGGAGCUUCCCAGUGUUCUGGACUGCACCAAUCCAGAUCAGACAGAGAUCAUUAAACCAGAGGAGAGAGAGGAACUGAAGGUGUCUGUUAAACUUUUCCUCAGUGAGGCGGACUGCUUGUCUAUCAGAAAUGCAGUUGACAUGGCUUGUUCAUUGUUAGGUGUGUCUCAGUUGGAUUCUGUGAUCAUUGCUCCACCUCCGCUCCUGGAUGGCGAGGUUCAGACCCUGACCCACCUGCAGCCACUGUGGGAGGAGCUAGAGAGUCUUGUACAUAGCCAGAAAAUCGCUGCUAUUGGGACGUCAGACUUAGACAAAUGCCUCCUGGAGCAACUUUAUAACUGGGCUCAGGUAAAACCAAGCAGCAAUCAGGUGAAUCUGGCCUCAUGUUGUGUAAUGCCUCCAGACCUCACUGCGUUUGCUAAAGAGUUUGACAUACAGUUGCUAACUCACAACGACUCCAAAGAUUUAAUCAGCGCAGUAGGAUUUCAGGAAGCAGUACAGGAGAGCAGUAAGGACCUGCAGGUUGCAGAUUGGAGCCUGGAUUGGGUCUUGCGGUACUCCAUCAUUGUCAAGAGCAGGGGCAUCAUUAAAUCAAAGGGCUACAUCGUUCAUGCUAAAAAGAGCAACGGCCAGUAACGUCCUGUUUGAGCAGGUUGCUUAGGUUUUGUGAAUUUAAUUCCAGGUGAACUGUCAUCCAUGAUGCAUCUUUUAUUUUAAGUCUUUUGAUCCGAAGGAACUAAAUUUUUAAUUGACUUUGGCACAUAAUUUUACAAACAGAAUGUUGAAUACUACUUAAAACUCCAUUGCUGCCUAAUUUGUCUUUAUGAAAAGUGCCUAUUUUAAUGUUUCUGUGUCUGCUUAAGAUGAUUUACUUUGCUAAAAAUUUGGUGAUGUGGUGUCAGAUUAGAAAGUGUCGUCCUUUUCAAGCAGUUUCUUGAAGACAUAUCGCCCUUAUGAUUUUGGUGCAUCUGAUACAUUUUCAAAUGUUUACUAUGAAUGGGUUUUUACAAACAGUGGGCUACGUAGCCUAGUUGUAGAUUUUUUACUUUGAAAUUUUAAUGUUCAUUUAUAAGUUAUGUUGGCUUUUAAAGUCUGUAUAGUUUACUUUCACUGCAGCUUGGACUAAAAUUUUCAAUAUAUGUUUUGCUACUUGUUGUUAAUAGAUCAUCUUAUUUGCAUCCCUGUGUAACCUAAAUUAUUUGCUUAUCUGAGAUGUAUUCAAAUUGAGUAACUGAGGAAUGCAUGGCAUGAAAAGCAUUAUUUUAACAUAGAAGCACUGGAAAAUUCCACACUUGAAGAAGAAGAAUGUUUAUAGUUCCAGCUUCAAGGAGAUUGUCAGAAUAUAUAUUUGUACCUGUUAUUUAUUCAUGGUAACAAUAAUUCCUCUUUGGUCCAAAUUGUAAAAGAGAAAAUAAUUGAUGUACUGUACAUGUUAUACUAUUUUCAUAUCCCAUAUUGUGUUAAACAUGUUUCUCAUUUGAUUUAUAAAGUUAAAAAUUUUAUUCAA